AUGCCAUUCAGUUUAUUCGUUUGCUUUAAGGUCGUUCAAGAAUACGAGCGUGCUGUUAUUUUCCGCUUAGGACGUUUGAUGCAGGGUGGUGCAAAGGGACCAGGAAUAUUUUUCACUUUGCCUUGUAUUGACGCAUAUGCUCGUGUUGACUUACGAACUCGCACGUAUGAUGUGUUGACAAAAGACUCGGUAACAGUAAGCGUUGAUGCUGUUGUUUACUACCGUGUAUCAAAUCCGACUGUAUCCAUUGCAAAUGUUGAGAAUGCACAUCAUUCAACACGAUUGCUUGCUCAAACAACACUUCGGAAUACAAUGGGUACACGUCAGCUGCAUGAGAUCUUAAGUGAACGAAUGACCAUUUCUGGGAGUAUGCAGCUUGUUCUUGAUGAAGCAACCGAAAGUUGGGGUAUCAAAGUAGAACGAGUUGAAGUAAAAGAUGUCCGAUUACCGGUUCAGUUGCAGAGAGCCAUGGCGGCAGAAGCUGAAGCAUCACGAGAAGCACGAGCGAAAAUUAUUGCAUCGGAAGGUGAACAAAAGGCAUCGCGUGCGUUACGAGAAGCGUCAGAAAUUAUUGGCGAUUCGCCAGCAGCACUUCAGCUGAGAUAUCUUCAGACAUUAAACACAAUUUCAGCAGAGAAAAAUUCAACAAUUAUUUUCCCUUUGCCCAUUGACAUGAUGACGUUCUUCAUGAGAAAGUAAACAUAAGUAGAAAGCACCCACAUUAAGUUGAGAGAAAAGUUUGCAAAUUUCAUCGAAGAAACCGACCAAGAUAGUCUUGAAUAAGAAGAAACGAUGACCAAAUAUUUGUGUUUUGUUGAUUUUGUAAUAUGUAUGUAUGAGAGUUUGUAUCCUUCGUUGUUUCUCUUUAUCAAUGUCUGUUAUAAGUAUUUUGUGCCUUUAAAUUUCAAAACAUAAAAGACAAUUGAAUUUUGAUUAGAAAGUUAACGAGCGUAAAUUCAUAGCUAAUCGAGAUUCAUCAUGAAUGUAAAACUUUCUCUUUUAAAGAUAUCAUUUGGAUAACAUUAUGUGAACUUUAUUAAAACAGAACUCUCGUCC
This is a messenger RNA of Clunio marinus, 1056 nucleotides long. The record is from the annotation of a GenBank genome assembly. NCBI's taxonomy places the organism in Eukaryota, Metazoa, Arthropoda, Insecta, Diptera, Chironomidae.